CGUAGGGGAGGGGAGGAGGGUUUGGGGCUGAGUGAAAACCAAGGGGAAGGGCAGUCACCUCUGGAUGUGUGUGUAUAUAUAUCACCCUGCCUGCUGCCUGGGAGCAAACCUGGAGUGAGACAAGAAGACAACAGGCAAAGAGGGAAAGGUCUCCUCCACCACGACCUCCUCCUCCUGCUUUGUUCUGAACAUUCCCAUUGAUUUCAUCCUUGGCAUUUCCUUCCUCGAACACCCAAGACUCUUGAAUUAAAGAGUUGUCCUUGGAUUGGGUUCCUCUUGGACUCAGGACACCUGGGUUCCUAUUGGCGAUUGGCGGGCUGGAGAGAGCAGUGAGUCCUCGUAGGCUGAAGCUGGUGGGGCAGGUGUUUCUAAGUCGCAAGCCCAUGGCUGAGAAGCGGAGCUCACUGGGCAUCCCUUUUGCCAAUUCUAUCCUCUUGCCAUCUUACUGUCCCUCAGCUGGGCCUGCACCAGCCAUGCUGGCCAUUUCCGCUUCUCUCCAAAGUAUGUGGUACUUCUUUUUCCUUAGCCUGCUUUUCUGGGCCACCUUGGCCCCCACAGCUUUAGCCUUUCCCCUGCCCAAUUCCAGCCCCCUUUAUCAGUUCGAAGGGCAGGUCCGCCUUCGCCACCUCUACACAGCAGAUGAGCAAACACAUCUCUUUCUGGAGAUCUUGCAGGACGGCAGAGUACGCGGCUCCAAACACCAGAACCCUUUCAGUUUGUUGGAGAUCAAAGCUGUAAAGCCAGGAGUUAUUCGGAUUCAGGGCAUGAAAACCUCUCGCUUCCUCUGCAUGACCUCCAGUGGGCAUCUCUAUGGUUCGGAACACUACUCAGAGGAGUCAUGCAAUUUCCGUGAGACUGUCCUCCGUGAUGGCUACAAUCUCUACUACUCUGAACACUAUGAUAUUCCAGUCAGCCUCAGCUCGGCGGGGGUCCUAUUGCGGAAUCGUCAGCUACCCCCAUUCUCCCAGUUCCUGCCCUUGGUCAACCGGAUCCCUCUCGACCCUCUGUUUGUUGACUAUGACUUCUAUGAACAAGUGCCCAACAUCGAGUCUGCUGACCCCUUGAGCAUGAUAGACCAAGCCCCCAGCUUCAGGAGUCCCAGUUAUGUCUUCUGAAGGCCAAGGGCCCCUGGGUUGUUUGGGGCAGGUGUGCGAUGCCAGACUUUAUAGACUUUUCCAGAGUUUCAGUGCUUGAGCUGUUUUUGCAGUAAAGAUGGGAUGAAGCAAUUCAAAGUCAGAGCAGGGAUGGGGUAAGACAGAAAGAGGACUUUAUUUAUUGUACUUGACAUUAAUGAUUGAUAUUGUUGCUGUAUUUUGCGGACUCCUGAUUCCCCAAAGUGUCUAAUGAUGAUACAUGUGAAUACUGUACAUGAGGGAGAUGCAAGGAACAUUCCACAUCAACAGAGGCAGAAUUCUUAUUUUGAUGGAUUCCUUUUUUGUUUGUUUGUUUUGUUUGCAGUCUUCUGUCGGCGUUAAGUUUUGCCGGCUUUUUAUUUCUGUUUUCUAUCUAUUUAAAAUAACUUAUUUAUUUUGUGCAUAUUUAUUGAAGGAGGUUGGAGACAGUAGAAAGAGGGGGGAGGCUGAAUGAGAAAACUCUUUUCUCCAGAAAAUAAUUUAUAUGUGGUUAUUUAUACAGUAAUGUAUGUGUAUUAUUUUUUUCAUAUUUAUGUGUUAUGGAAAGGAAAUCACUAUUAAACCUAUUCUAAGUCUG
Molecule: messenger RNA, 1710 nt
Organism: Heteronotia binoei (common prickly gecko)
Lineage: Eukaryota; Metazoa; Chordata; Lepidosauria; Squamata; Gekkonidae
Gene: FGF21
Product: fibroblast growth factor 21
Exons: 3
Coding region: 384-1115 (243 amino acids)
Biological process (GO): positive regulation of gene expression; cell differentiation; animal organ morphogenesis
Cellular component (GO): cytoplasm
Molecular function (GO): fibroblast growth factor receptor binding; growth factor activity
Source: RefSeq, a predicted model, not a curated record